Musa acuminata AAA Group (dessert banana) is the source of this 620-nucleotide messenger RNA. Its product is annotated as large ribosomal subunit protein eL43z-like. Gene Ontology annotation, molecular function: structural constituent of ribosome. Gene Ontology annotation, cellular component: ribosome. Gene Ontology annotation, biological process: translation. The transcript has 5 exons. The record is from RefSeq and is a predicted model, not a curated record. Lineage: Eukaryota; Viridiplantae; Streptophyta; Magnoliopsida; Zingiberales; Musaceae. Bases 80 to 358 code for a protein of 92 amino acids.
CGGAGACACGGGACCGACUGUCUCGUCGCGUCGUUAGGGUUCCUGCGGAGCGAAGACCAGAUCUCCCGUACCCGCCAGGAUGACGAAACGCACCAAGAAGGCUGGAAUUGUUGGAAAAUAUGGUACCAGAUAUGGUGCUAGUUUGCGCAAGCAAAUAAAGAAAAUGGAAGUUUCUCAGCAUGCAAAGUAUUUCUGCGAGUUCUGUGGAAAGUAUGCCGUGAAAAGAAAAGCAGUUGGGAUUUGGGGAUGCAAAGAUUGCGGUAAGGUCAAGGCUGGUGGUGCGUAUACCUUGAACACUGCUAGUGCUGUGACUGUGAGGAGCACCAUUCGUCGGUUGAGGGAACAAACUGAAGGGUGAUGAUGCACAGAAGGUGAUCGGACAAUUUUUGGUAGAAAGGUGGUUUCACUAUCAGCAACUUGGUGUUUGGUUCCGUUGUAACUGGAGAAUUGGUGCUUUAACCAGUGUCGUUGAGACUUUGGAUUGACGGGCGUCUUUCGUUGAUUUUAGUAGUUAUUUAACUUUUGAGAGGUCGAUACAUUCAUUCUUGUGCCAUUAUGCUGCUUACUGAUUUUAGUAGUUAUUUAACUUUUGAGAGGUCAAUACAUUCAUUCUCGUGCCA